GGGUAGCAUGUUCAAGUGACAACUGGUUUGUUUUGUUUGCGGCGGCAAGAUCGAAAUCAAGAAAGAUAAUCCAAAAGUGUGAUUCAUACAGCACGUGUGAUGGCGCAAGUACACGCAAUCGAAGGCUACAUGCUAUCUCGGUGCCCUUUCGCAUGUUUGUGUAAUACAUCAGUAGAUAUAGCUGCAUCGCACGGCGGCGCAUCCACAGUACCGGUUCGAUUGUUGGUGAAGUUACUGCGCCUGGAGCAUCGAAAAGAUGCAACAUCGACAACCCUUCCGGAAGGAGGCCUUCCGAGAUCGGCCUUUGCACCGAGCUGCGGCUGAUGGAGAUACGAAAGCAGCAGUUGAGUGUUUGGAGCAAGAUAUCAACCCUUACGAACCGGCAGAAAAGGGCAUUACACCGUUGUUUGUCGCGGUACGGAACAGGAAAGAAGCCGUCGUUCGUUUGCUGCUUGACCGUUACGAGGAGGAUCUACGUAGCGCACAUGAAACGAUCAAACAUCGGUUUCUGUGGAAGGUGGAAGCGACCGGAUGGAGAAGCAGACCUAUCUUGAUUGCCUGGUCGAAGGAAGAGUGCGAAAGAACCGUCGAAUUGGCGUCAAACUGUCCGGCAGGCAUACCACUGAACGCGCAAGUGUUCGUUUGGCUUCACCAUAUACACGAUGGACAUCGAUUCGUGGCGUUGGAUGUGGUCAACCGCAGCAAGAUAGUCACGGUGUUCCGAUUCAUCCGGCAACUUCUGCCAAACGGAGUUCUUUCGCUGGAUCGAAGUGAAUACCGGGAGAACUACGACAAUUGUCUUCAGGUGGCCUGCUGUUACUCCAGUGUGGAAAUAGUGGACCUGUUGAUUGCCAGAGGUGCCUCUUUGACCCUGGGCUCUGGUCCAAAUGAUAGAACCCCGUUCAUGGCAGCGUGUGAGAUGGGACGAGAGCUGAUGAUCGAGCAUCUGCUUGCGAAGCAUAUCGAUCGUUUCGAUCCAACCGCACGAAGACAGGAUGGCAAAAACGUCGUGCAUUUGCUUGUGCAAAUGCAAAAUGAUAAGCUUUUGAAAAAGUUGAUGGAUCGUUUAGUGCAGUAUCGUGUGAAGAAGUUCCGUGAAACGGAUUCCCAAGCAUUCAACCAAAUCUUUUUUUAUCGUGCGACAGAUGAUUGGUCUGGCGAACACAUUUUUCAUCACAUACGGUCACCGCCAAUCAAGCAACUGUGCGCCAGGUACGCUGAGCAGUAUCAGCUGGAUGUAACCGCGAGCUUGCAAAACACAAUAGUGCUAGAAUACUUGAUCCGCCAGGGCCUACUACUAGAUUACUGUUACAAGACGAUCGGAAAAAAUCUGUCGUUGCUACGAUUGUGCGCUGGACAUGACGAGUUUGCCAUACUACACAGGCUCAUCACGAACAAGCGGCUUGCAUUCACUGAAAAGUUGUAUAGCGAACAUAGCGAGAUUGUAAAAGGCAUCUUCGAAGCGGAUUCAAAUCAAGCGUAUUUAGCAAUGCACUAUAUAGUGCAGCAAGCAGAUGAGCCCGGGUUGAAGUUUAUGUUGAAGCAUCAUCGAGAGUAUUUCAUCCGCAAUGUGGAAAAGCUACGGGAAUCGACCGUUGGAACGUAUUUCUUCAAGGAACUACGCAAAAAGAAUUCGCGUUUCGUUGACUUUCUUAUGGAAACCAUUCCUGAGCUUCAGCAUGCAAUCGACGAAGCGAAAAACGCCAAGAAAGAGUUCUACGAACUUGAUAAUGAUUUUAACGAAGUGUUCGAGAAUUUAAGGAAAAGCUUUUCAAAAACCGUGGAGGAGUUGGAAGCAGACGGAAAGGUAUUGGAAGAUUAUCGAGAUGGUAGCGAUCAACGAUCGUUUUUGCAUGCUGCAGCAAACUAUGGUGAUCUAACGCUGUUGGAGCGUUUGCUAGAGCGAAACUUUGAUGUGUUGUUACCGGAUCGACAAAGUUUGUUACCGAUACACCUUACCUAUCAGGAGAGUGUCUUCGAAUCACUCCUAGCUAAAAACGAAUCCGCCCAGUUACAGUACUUGACUGAGGAUGGAUACAACCUGUUGCAUAUUUGCUGUAAACGGGGAUUUCGUGGUCCCGACGUUCUUGAGAGGCUGUGUGCUAACGGAAUUGACGUGAACGGAGCAGCACCUGAUGGACAGUUACCUCUAUCGUUAGCGUGUUGUUGUGGAAAUGUCCGGUUUCUACUAAAACAUGGUGCUCGAGUGGAAUUAUUGAACGAUCAGCUCGUGGAAGCUAACAUAUCGAAUAUAAGCUACUGCGCGGCUUGGGAGCUCUUACCGCACAUAGCCCGUCUGGAUUGGUUUGGCAAAAUAGCGCACCGCUAUCUACCCUGGAUGGUAGGCUCCCAGAAUAGGGAUUUCUUUUCUUGUAGCAACGGACAUAAUCUGGCCGAACAUGAAGACAUUCGUCGGAUUCUGUUCGAUAGUCUCUACAAACACUCGCGUGAGCAGUCAUCGGAACUGUUUGGCACAGUUUGUCACAGGGCAAUCGUUUGCUGUUCGCGCUGGUUUUUGGAUUACGAUUAUGAUCUGAACUACGAUCAUGCCGAUUAUAUGGGUUACACACCACUCCUCGGGCUGGUGAGCUAUAUGGAAGAACCCAACAGUGAUAUCAUCGAGAGAUUGCUACGGAAAUCAAUUAACGUGAAUGCGGUGACGGAUCGUAAGCAGACGGCGCUGAUACUUUUUGCUGACCGCUUUCGAUCAGCCCAGUGGUAUGGUCAUAGGGUGGAAACAGCCCGAUUGCUGGUGAAUCGAGGCGUCAAUAUUGAUGCACAGGAUGAAGACGGUAACACGGCGUUGCAUCUAGCGUUCCGUGGCGAACACUGGGAACUGGUAGCAUUUUUGAUCGAGUCAAAUGCGAAUCUAUCGCUGAAGAAUGGUGAUGGCAAGGUAGCGUGUGAAAUGGCUCCCGCCUUUAGUCACCGUCUGUACGGAUUUAUGAGAAAGCUUUAAACCAUGACAUGAUGUACAAGAAUUUCCAUUGCUGCAACAAAAGAUUAAACGAAUUGGAAGUUAAAAUAUGUUGAAUCAGUAUUGUAAAAUUAGGCUGGUCAUGGUGGGAUUCAUUUUUCCUACAAGUGCAAAAAGGUAGAUACUGAAUUCAAAGGCCAAAACAUUGUUCUUUAAUCUUUAGCUCUUUUUUAUUGAAUAAACAUUGGCAGCUGGAUCGGCAGAA
This is a messenger RNA of Anopheles aquasalis, 3182 nucleotides long. RefSeq lists its product as uncharacterized. Gene Ontology annotation, molecular function: protein binding. NCBI's taxonomy places the organism in Eukaryota, Metazoa, Arthropoda, Insecta, Diptera, Culicidae. The record is from RefSeq and is a predicted model, not a curated record.